CUCCGUCUAUCCCCCCAACCUCCCCACACAUAUACCUAUUAUCCUCCGGAGCUUCUGGAGGUGAAGCAUCGUCUCCAUGGCUGAUCGUUACUCUUUCUCUCUGACCACUUUCUCCCCCAGUGGAAAGCUGGUCCAAAUCGAAUAUGCUCUGAACGCCGUCAACCAGGGUGUAACGGCCCUUGGCAUCAAAGCUACCAACGGAAUCGUCCUCGCCACUGAGAAGAAGUCGUCGUCGCCUCUGAUCGACCCCCCCUCGCUCUCCAAGAUCUCCCUGAUCACGCCCGACAUCGGCAUGGUCUACGCCGGCAUGGGCCCGGACUACCGGGUGCUCGUCGACAAGGCCCGCAAGGUCUCGCACACCGGCUACAAGCGCAUCUACAACGAAUACCCGCCCACCCGUAUAUUAGUGCAGGACGUUGCCCGCGUCGUACAGGAGGCGACGCAGUCCGGGGGUGUCCGACCGUACGGCGUCAGCCUGCUGAUCGCGGGCUGGGACGAGGGCAUCGAGCCCGAGGCCGGCGACGCCCAGCGCGGCGACGAGGGGGAGGGCGAGCCCAAGAGGGCCACCGGCAAGACGGGCGGCAUCCUGAAGGGCGGCCCGAGUCUGUACCAGGUCGACCCCAGCGGCAGUUACUACCCGUGGAAGGCCACGGCCAUCGGCAAGCACGCCACCAGCGCCAAGACCUUCCUCGAGAAGCGCUACACCGAGGGCCUGGAGCUCGAGGAUGCCAUUCACAUUGCCCUCCUGACUCUGAAGGAGACCAUUGAGGGCGAGAUGAACGGGGACACGAUAGAGAUUGGUAUUGUUGGACCUCCGGCCGAUCACUUGCUGGGCUUUGAGGGCGUCGAGGGCGCCCGGGGACCCCGGUUCAGGAAGUUGACCAAAGAGGAGAUCGAGGACUAUCUGACCAACCUAUAAACUGCUCCGCCUUGUUACACGUUAUUGGCGGGACCUUAUAGCAUAAUAGACAUCUAUCAAGUCUGCCAAGGUUUCCACAAGAUGAUCCUUCUUAAGAACAAUGAACAAGGGUGACAGCCGGAAGACCCUGGGACAACGCAAGUGAUGAAAUGUAUGGGGCGUGUGUCGACAUCGCCAAGUAAUGCCGCCAUCUGGGAAAAAGAAUACCUAGUACUAAACUAGCCAAUGAACGUG
Molecule: messenger RNA, 1153 nt
Organism: Aspergillus japonicus CBS 114.51
Lineage: Eukaryota; Fungi; Ascomycota; Eurotiomycetes; Eurotiales; Aspergillaceae
Gene: pre8
Product: proteasome core particle subunit alpha 2
Exons: 5
Coding region: 77-919 (280 amino acids)
Biological process (GO): ubiquitin-dependent protein catabolic process
Cellular component (GO): proteasome core complex, alpha-subunit complex; proteasome core complex
Source: RefSeq, a predicted model, not a curated record